AUGAAGUUCUUUGCUGUCGCUGCCCUCUUCGCCACCGCCGCCAUGGCCGCUCCUGGUGCUCCUGCUCAUGCUCCUGGUGCUGUUGCCGGCAGCGGUAACACCCCGACGGUGCAGCAGAUCCAGGAGAAGAAGAAUCAGUUCGCAACUACAUGCAGCGCCAACCAACAUGAGACCGUCUGCUGCGAAUCGGUGGACAAAUCGCAGACGCAGAGCUUGUCCGGCCAGAGCAGCGAAGGCCUCUUGGGCGGCCUACUCCAGGGCGGCCUCGGAAGCCUUCUCGAUGACCUUAGUCUUGUUGGGGGCACCCGUGGCGCUUGCAAGGGCCUUAAUGUCCUCGGCGGAGAAUGCAAGACCAACAUCGGCUGCUGCCAGCAGAAUGCCGCGAGCAACAACGUCCAGUCGGGCCUCAUCCCCAUCAACGUCCAGCUUCCUUGCGUUCUCAGCAAUGGCUUGUUCUAA
Molecule: messenger RNA, 459 nt
Organism: Aspergillus pseudonomiae
Lineage: Eukaryota; Fungi; Ascomycota; Eurotiomycetes; Eurotiales; Aspergillaceae
Exons: 3
Coding region: 1-459 (152 amino acids)
Cellular component (GO): fungal-type cell wall
Molecular function (GO): structural constituent of cell wall
Source: RefSeq, a predicted model, not a curated record